AUGUCGUCCCCUCUCAACAAGACAAGCAGUAAGCGUAAAAACAAAGAGACACUCAUAGGAUACGCACAAGACGUAUCAGAGGUGAAAAGAAACCGAAGCAAUACCAUGGAUUAUGUAACCAUGAGAAUCGAGACGUCGCCAGUAAAAACGUGCCAAGCAUUACUGUACUCUCCUCAGAAAUGCAAGAUCUUAGUUCACAGCCAACAAAUGAAGACGCCAAUCAAAAUUAAAGAUUACGCAAGAAGAAGCGACGAUAAAAUAGUAAUCAAUGACAUGACAUACGUAGGUCAACUUACAGCUGGCGAGCACUCAUUUCAGUAUACCAGAGGAAAAGCAAAUUGCUACAAACAUAAUCGCCAUACUGAACGAAGGCAAAGAGUGGGACAGAGUUUCCUUAAAAGCGAAAGUAAUUCAAAAAGAAGAUGCCAUCCAAGUCGGAUCGAAGAAGCUUAAGCUGGCCAUCGCCACCUUGGCUGACUCGACUGCUUCGAUCCCUUUAGAUAUAUGGGAAGAACAUAUUCAACGCAUUGAAAUCGGACAUAUCUACCUCAUGUAACCUGUGCAAGUAAGGGUAUGGUCCAACAAAACGAAACUGGGAACCCAAAAGAACACUAACAUUACGCAAAUAAAAGAAGACCAGGGAAUAACCAAUGUAGAAAUACAAACACAAGAAACCACCGAACCACAAGAAACUAUCAGGGUGAGACGCUUCAAGAGAAUUCAAAAGUUCGACGAGUUCAGCAAAUGCCCGGACUGUAGUAGAUGCCUUGCUGGGAUGUGCCAAGACACCGUUAAAUGUGAACAGUGCGGAAACAUGCAAAGCGAUGAAUGUUCAACGGGGAUGACCGGUAAAAUUGUCAUGGAUGAUCAAGACAACAAACUGUCUGUAAAGAUGGGCGACCAAGUUCUUGGCCAACUCGUUGACAAAAUCUUGAAUCAAGACGAACAAACUUUAGCACAAAAGUUGCUUUUUGUUGAAAAUGUUUCUAUCACUUACAACAAAGACACUUUCAUUGUUUCUAAAAUCAAGUAG
Messenger RNA from Porites evermanni, 1033 nucleotides. NCBI's taxonomy places the organism in Eukaryota, Metazoa, Cnidaria, Anthozoa, Scleractinia, Poritidae. The record is from the annotation of a GenBank genome assembly.